This is a messenger RNA of Acanthaster planci (crown-of-thorns starfish), 2701 nucleotides long. RefSeq names its product cell division cycle protein 20 homolog. Lineage: Eukaryota; Metazoa; Echinodermata; Asteroidea; Valvatida; Acanthasteridae. Gene Ontology annotation, biological process: anaphase-promoting complex-dependent catabolic process; positive regulation of anaphase-promoting complex-dependent catabolic process; positive regulation of ubiquitin protein ligase activity. Gene Ontology annotation, cellular component: anaphase-promoting complex. Gene Ontology annotation, molecular function: ubiquitin ligase activator activity; protein binding; anaphase-promoting complex binding. The record is from RefSeq and is a predicted model, not a curated record.
CGGGAAAUAACACUCAUGCAGCUAACCGGCAGCUGACAAAAAAGCGCUAACACAAGAGGGCGAACUUGUAAUGUAUUCCAGCGCUUGAUGCUGCAAGUACUCAGUAAAGAUGGCACAUUUCCAGUUUGAGGCAAGUGUGAGUGAGCUGGUGCGUCUAGACGGUCCCAUGGUGCGGGCACCGGUGCCCCGCUGGCAGCGAAAGGCCAUGGAACGCAAAGACUCCUGUUGUUGGUCACCGACAUCUCCAGCGCCCAUGAGCUUCUCGCGCUCCAAAACCCCCAAGUGCACCCCGCUAAUGGAUUCCUCCCUCCGGGGGGCCAAAACCCCAGCCAAGACCCCCAGCAAGACCCCCAGCAAGACCCCCGGCAAGAAGCAGAGCAAGACCCCUACUGGCAAGCGCCCCGCAUCAGCUACUCUGCCACCCAGCAACCAGGGAGAUAGGUUCAUCCCAAACCGUGCCCUGAUGGAUCUGGACUUCAGCAACUUCCGAAUCAACAACGACGACGAGCCAGAGGAAGGAGAGGAUGUGAAGGGGAGGGCCUACAGCAGCACCCUCUCGGAGAUGCUGAGCGGCAAACAGACGGAGAAUGCCAAGAUCCUGACACUCAAGCAGAAACCGCCCAAGGCCCAAGAGGGUUACUACAACAACCUGAAGGUGUUGUACAGUAGCUCCAAGUGCGACAGCACGACAAAGGCCAAAGCAGGACGCUACAUCCCGAAGACUGCCGACAAUGUCCUGGAUGCGCCCGGGCUGAGAAACGACUUCUACUUAAACCUGGUGGACUGGGGUUCCAGGAAUCUCUUAGCUGUGGCACUCCACGACGAUCUAUAUCUGUGGAUUGCCUCCAGCGGGACCGUCGAGCACCUCCUGAAGCUGGAUGACCCUGAGGACUACCUCUGUAGUGUCUCCUGGAUCAAGGAGGGCAAUGUCCUGGCAACGGGGAACGCACAGGGACAAGUCCAGUUGUGGGAUGUUGAGAAAUCGAAAUGCCUUCGCACCAUGGACGGCCACGCUGCACGUGUAGGUUCAUUGUCAUGGAAUGAAUUCAUCCUCACAAGUGGGUCGCGCACGGGCAAGAUCCAUCACCAUGACGUGCGAGUGGCGGACCACCAUGUCGCAACCCUUGACUGCCACACCCAGGAGGUCUGCGGCCUCAAGUGGAGCCCCGACGGCAAAUACCUCGCCAGUGGGGGGAACGACAACCAGGUUAACGUGUGGGCCUCCGCGGCUGGAACAGGAACAGCCCCCUUAUAUUCCCUAACACAGCAUCAGGCUGCAGUAAAGGCUCUCGCCUGGUGCCCAUGGCAACCGAGCAUCCUAGCCAGUGGUGGAGGAACGGCCGAUCGCACCAUCCGCUUCUGGAACUGCAACACCGGCCUCUGUCUGAACAGCGUGGACACGGGAUCACAGGUAAGUUCCAUCCUGUGGUCUGCCGCACACAAGGAGUUGAUAUCCAGCCACGGCUUUGCCCAGUACCAGCUCAGUAUCUGGAAGUAUCCCAUGAUGCAACGCAUUGCUGACCUCAAAGGUCACACCAAUCGCAUCCUGUCCAUGUGCUUGUCGCCCGACCAAACCAUGGUCAUGUCAGCUGCUGCGGAUGAGACUCUGCGACGAUGGUCCUGUUUCACCAGCGUCGACAGCAAGCAAAAAUCGGUCAAAGGCGGCAAGACGCGCACCAGCCACGCCCUCUCGGUGGGCCAGAUCAGGUGAGUCCAUGCAGGAAAGGAGAUCUAUGCACAGAGUGCAUGUAUACGUGCAGGUGAUGAAUAUUCAUAAUUGCGCUGACAUUGCAGUGUGCACAUUCUGUACAAGAUAUCUUGUUUGCAUUUGAAAUUUCAUACGAGACAAAGUGUACUAAAGUAUUUUUUGUAACAGAAUAAAUGUGAUCUGCUCAGCUUUUACAUGUACACUACAGUAAACUUAAUAUUUGACAUCAAUUUUCAUGAGUUUACUGCAAUUAGUCAUGCAUUGUGACUCUCUGCUCACUGCAUGGAAAGCCAUUGUCUGGUACUGCCACAGAUUUAAAAUGCAUUCAGAGAAAAGGGACCAGUCUUUGAAGAAAGGAGUGACCAAUGCAAACAUGCCAUCCGUUGGAAAAAUCAACCAAAAAUAUAUGUGUGUGCUUUGUACAAGUGUAUAUUUGAAACUUUGUAUAUUUUGUUUAUUAUAAGUAUGUAAAUAAAUUAGUGGGCUCACUGUCUAUAUUAAAAUACAAACAAGAAAAACAGAGUAUGUAAAACUGGGGCCAAAAAGCAAAGAAAGUUAACAGCUGAAGAAAUUUCUCAGAGUACAUGACUGAAGUGUUUUGCACCAGGCGAUACAAACUAAAGAAAAGUUAUUGGGUUGUGUAAAGAUGUUUUAAAAGGAGCAUAAACAGGGGAUUUAUAAAACAUUUCUCAAAAAAUGUACUGAAAUGCAUUCUUGUGUGAUCUUUAAAAAAAGGAGGCGCGCAGCAGAUUAAAAAACCCCAAUGAAUACCCAAUAAAAAAAUGAGCGAUGUUGUUUCCUUUAGUGCAUCAGUUGAUAAAGACAAGGUCAAUAUAACAUUCAAAAGGUUUUAUUUCUUUACAUUUGUGACAUUGUGAGUGUGAAAAAAGUGAGUUGUUUGUACUUGUCAAGUUGUGGUGCCUCUGUACAUGCUGGAAUUACAAAAGUCAAAAUGAAUCGGUUCAGAUCGGCUCUAUUCUAGUAGCUCCAGUU